AUGGCGAGCAGGAGCAACUGCGGCGCGGUCGUGCGUUUGGCGGCCCUGCUUCUGGCAGUGUGCGUGGUGGCCUUCUCUCCAUCCGUCGCUGCAGCGGAAGAAACCCACAGCACCGUGACGUACAAUCCGGUGGAGGCUUUCUUGAGCAUGCUGCGUGACAGCCAGACAAGCGUCGCCCGCGAGACAACCGAGGCGCCCGCUUCCCGGGUCUUCCUUCCGAUGCUUUUUCCCCCUCCCAUUCCCCCGCAGCCACAAAACGUGUAUCACAAGCACGUCCACCACCUGCCAAAGAAGCCGCCCACGCACGUCCCGCCCUUCCAUCCGCCCUCCCACAGGCCUCAUCCCCACCCGCACAAGCCGCAUCACCCCCAUCACCAUCACGAAUACCCCCCCUUCUUCCCCCCUCCCCCGCAGCCAAGGUACUACUAG
This is a messenger RNA of Besnoitia besnoiti, 429 nucleotides long. RefSeq lists its product as uncharacterized. Bases 1 to 429 code for a protein of 142 amino acids. The transcript has a single exon. The record is from RefSeq and is a predicted model, not a curated record. Lineage: Eukaryota; Apicomplexa; Conoidasida; Eucoccidiorida; Sarcocystidae.